Molecule: messenger RNA, 1558 nt
Organism: Phoenix dactylifera (date palm)
Lineage: Eukaryota; Viridiplantae; Streptophyta; Magnoliopsida; Arecales; Arecaceae
Product: cycloartenol-C-24-methyltransferase 1-like
Biological process (GO): sterol biosynthetic process
Cellular component (GO): endoplasmic reticulum
Molecular function (GO): sterol 24-C-methyltransferase activity
Source: RefSeq, a predicted model, not a curated record
CUCGUCUUCGCCCAUUCUGUCAAUGCCGUCCCUGAUCCGAUCUUUUUGAUCGCUUUUUCUUUUUCUUUAAGAUCGUCAUCUCUACCCUAAGUCUUCUGUUUCUUGAUCUUGCUUUCUUUCUUUUAUUUUUAUUUUUUCAAAGAGAAAUCUUUGGCAUUUCUCUUUCGUCACUUUUUUUGCGGUUUUUUUGGAUUUAAACGGGAUGCCAUAUGCGUGUUGUCUUUUUAACCUUUCUGCAAGCAUCGAGGGAAUGUAGUUUUUUUAGUGUUUCUAGGCAUCCAGUGAUGUCGAAAUCAGGUGCUCUGGAUCUUGCUUCUGGUGUGGGAGGAAAGAUCGACAAGAAGGAAGUUGAAUCGGCAGUGAAGCAGUAUGAGAAGUAUCAUGUCUGUUAUGGAGGGGAUGAGGAAACAAGAAAAGCCAACUACAGUGACAUGGUAAAUAGGUACUAUGAUCUCGCGACAAGCUUUUAUGAAUUUGGGUGGGGAGAGUCCUUUCACUUUGCUCCCAGGUGGAAGGGGGAAUCAUUAAAAGAAAGCAUCAAGCGGCAUGAACACUUUCUUGCCAUUCAACUAGGCUUGAAAAGGGGAAUGAAGGUGUUGGAUGUGGGUUGUGGAAUUGGUGGACCACUACGGGAAAUUGCUAGAUAUAGCUUGACAUCCAUUACCGGAUUGAACAACAAUGAGUACCAGAUAUCAAGAGGCAAGGAGCUAAACCAGCUGGCAGGAUUGAGUGAGACUUGCAACUUUGUCAAGGUUGACUUCAUGAAAAUGCCAUUUACCGAUAAUACUUUUGAUGCAACAUAUGCUAUAGAAGCAACAUGUCAUGCACCAGAUGCGCUUGGCUGUUAUAAGGAGAUUUAUAGAGUACUGAAGCCUGGCCAAUGUUUUGCAGCCUAUGAGUGGUGCAUGACUGCUCACUUUGAUCCCAAGAAUGAAAGUCACCAGAAAACUAAGGCUGAAAUUGAGCUUGGUAAUGGUCUCCCAGACAUAAGAACUACAAACCAAUGCCUUGAAGCCUUAAAGCUUGCAGGAUUUGAGGUUAUUUGGGAGAAGGAUCUUGCAUUAGAUUCUCCUGUCCCUUGGUAUUUGCCCUUGGAUACGAGUCAUUUCUCCAUAACUAGCUUUCGGUUGACUGCCUUUGGACGUUUCAUCACUAGAAAUAUGGUUAAGAUACUAGAGUUUGUGGGCCUUGCUCCAGCAGGAAGUGAGAGAGUCUCUUCAUUCCUGGAAAGGGCUGCUGAAGGGCUUGUGGAAGGUGGAAGGAAAGAGAUUUUCACUCCGAUGUACUUCUUCCUUGCUCGGAAGCCCCUCUCAUAGUCUCAAGGAACAAGGUUUGUAAGCUGUGGUUUCAGCUUAAUGACGGAUUGGCCAUGAUUAUAAAUAUGUUCCUUUCUUUUUAAAUUGUUGGUUAAUAUUAUGACAGCUUACUUCCUAUGGAAAUAUCUAUCUGAUUCUGCCAAUGUGUGGCCUUAUUUUAAUCGUGGAACGAUAAGUUAAGAACAGAACUGCUGAAAAUUGCUCUGACAAUGAUAAAAUCCCUGAGCAUGGACCUUUUUAAA